UUAACAAUUUAAAACAUGAUUUAUUACAUAGACAAAUAUCUUAAAUAGUGAAAUCUUAAUAUCCAAAUGAAAUAAAUAAUAAUAAUAAAAAAAUAAAAUAACCAAAUGUCCAAACACACCCUUAAUUAAAUCCAAAAAAAAAAAAAACUGAAAAUCCACACACAAAAAGAAAACCAAAACUUUCUCUCUCUUUCCUUCUCCAUAGAUCCACCAUUGUUGACCUCACUCCAAACCUUCAAACCCUCACAUGGCGAAACCCCACCCUCCACACCGCCCACCUUCCCGUUCCGGCCGUACAAACCUAGCAUCUUGCAUUGUAGCCCUAAUCUUCCUAAUCUUCAUCAUAAUCAUCGCUCUCAUAGUCUACUUCACCGUCUUCAAACCCAAAGACCCCAAAAUCUCCGUCAACGCAAUCCAACUCCCAUCUUUCUCCGUCACUAACGCCACCGUUAACUUCACCUUCGCUCAAUACGUCGCCGUUCGAAACCCUAACAAAUCUUCCUUCACUCACUACGACAGCUCUCUCCAGCUUCUCUACUCAGGUAAUCAAGUAGGGUUUAUGUUCAUCCCCGCCGGAAAGAUCGACGCUGAUCAGACUCAGUUCAUGGCCGCCACGUUUGCCGUUCAAUCGUUCCCGAUUUCGCCGCCUCAACAGUCCGGAAUCGGAGCGAACAUGUUAUCGGGUUCGGAUUCGGACUCUGUGCCCGGAAUGGGUAUGGGUUUGGGUCUCGGACCACAGCUCGGUAAUGGAUUUGGCGGCGGAAACCGUGGCGGAGCAAGUAUGGAGAUCGAAUCGAAGAUCGAAAUGGCGGGUCGGGUUCGGGUCUUGCAUUUCUUCACUCACCAUGUUGAAGCUAAGAUUGAAUGUAAGGUUUCCAUUGCUAUGAGUGAUGGGUCUGUUUUGGGGUUUCAUUGCUAAUGAUAAUUAGUUAAUUAAUUAAUUAAUUAAUUGAUUGAUUAAGUAAUUAAUUGAUUAAUUAAUUAAUUGAUACCCAAUUAAUUUUUUAGUUUUUGUAAGUUUUAUAUGUUAGUUUUUGGGAGAUUUGGUGAGUUGGGUUUUGUUAACUCAAGUUAAUGAAUGUAUCAUGUUAAGUGUAUAAAUUAGUAAACUUUUUAUUUGAUGAUUAAUGAUUAAUGAUUGAUGAUAAUCAAACCAAA
Molecule: messenger RNA, 1158 nt
Organism: Cannabis sativa
Lineage: Eukaryota; Viridiplantae; Streptophyta; Magnoliopsida; Rosales; Cannabaceae
Exons: 1
Coding region: 248-919 (223 amino acids)
Source: RefSeq, a predicted model, not a curated record